AUGGUCGACAAUAUUAAUAUUGAUGAACAAAUUUCAAAUCGUCGAUCAAAACGAUCAUGUCGUUUAUCAAUAGUAAAAUCAGAACCAUUAAAUAUAGAACAAAAAGAAAAUAAACUAAUUAUCAAUGAAAUUGAAAUUGAUGAAGAAGAUCCGCCAGAUUUAUUUCAAUUAGGUGAUAUUUUUUGGGUUCAUGUUUCAGGAAAUCCAUGGUGGCCUGCACUUAUUUAUGGUUCAUAUUAUGAAGAUUAUAUUCAUACAAAAAUAGUUAAAACUCCUCGUCGACCAAAAAAACGUAUUUAUUUUGUUUAUUUUUUUGGUCCUGCUUUUGAAUAUACAUGGACAAAUGCUAAUGCAUUAAUAGCCUAUUCUGGUUUAGAUGAAUUUAUUAAACAAGCUGAAAUAUCUGUACAAAAAGCAACAAAAAAAAUUGAACAAGAAACAUUAGCAAAUCGUUAUCAACUUAAAGUAUCUGCAAAUAAACGAGUUGAUUGGGAUAAAGCUAUUGCAGAAGCUGAUGAAGCACUUAAAUUAACUCGUGAACAACGUAUAGAAAAUUUUGCUGAAUUAUUAAAAAAUAUUUUAGAUAAAGCUGAAAAAAAUAAAUCAACAAGAAAACGACAAUCUUCUGUUACAGGACGACAAUCGAGAAAAACUUUAUCACCAUCAACAGAUAAAUCUUCAAAACGUUCAUCAGUAAAACGACAAAAAACAAAAUCAACGUCUAUAUCAAUAACAUUAUUACAUGUUGGUUUACCUAUAUUAACAGAAAAAGAUGAAAAAAAAAUAGUAAAUAAUAUUCUUGAUCAUUCAAAACAAGAAGAAUUAACAUUAGAUGAAGCUUUAUCAUUUGUUUGUCAAUUAGUUAUUGAAAUAAUAAAAGAAAAUUUUCAUUAUGAUAUGUCAUGUAUACAAAUUGAAUGGUUCUAUGAUUUUCUUUUAAAUCAUCCAGAUAUUAUAUUAAAAUAUUCUCAUUGGUUUAAUAAAGAUAUAGAAGUAAUAAAAGAUGAUCCAAUUUAUUUAAAACAAUAUAAAAAUCAAUUAAAACGUAAACUAUCUAAUGAUAAUAUAUUAGAAUCAUCUAUAUUUGAUAUUUUGGAAAAUGAAUUUCAAAUUGGAGAUAUUGUUUGGGCAAAAUUAAAUGGACUUUCAUGGUGGCCAUCAUUUAUUUACGGUUGUUUUUUGGAUAAUUGGAAAUAUGUUAAACCAAUAUCAAAAUCUGGAUUACCAACGAAAAAACAAUAUUUUGUUUAUUGUUUGGGUUCACAUUUCAAACAUGGAUGGGUUCAUCAAACAUGUCUUUUUCGAUAUAAAGGUUUCGAAGAAUUUAUUAAUUAUUCAGAAAAUCGAGUUGAACAAGCAACAACAAAACGAACAGAAGAACAUAUACGAAAAAGAUUUAAUGUAAAAAUCUCAGAAGCAUUACAUCCUUUAUGGAAAAAUGCAAUCAAAGAAGCCGAUGAAAUUUUAGGUUUACCGAUUGAUUUACGUAUUAAUGCUUUUGAAAAAAUGCUUUAUCCAUUAUUAGCUGGUACUAAAUAUUCAAUACCUCAACAAGGUAAUAAAAUUAAUCACUAA
This is a messenger RNA of Rotaria sp. Silwood1, 1575 nucleotides long. The record is from the annotation of a GenBank genome assembly. Lineage: Eukaryota; Metazoa; Rotifera; Eurotatoria; Philodinida; Philodinidae.